Molecule: messenger RNA, 570 nt
Organism: Acaulospora morrowiae
Lineage: Eukaryota; Fungi; Glomeromycota; Glomeromycetes; Diversisporales; Acaulosporaceae
Source: the annotation of a GenBank genome assembly
UAGUUCCGAGCCUGAAGGGUUGUGUUACAUAGAGACGAGUAAUUUGGACGGUGAAACGAAUCUAAAGAUCAAACAAGCUUCAUCCGAAACAUCCCAUUUGACAUCACCUUCCGAAAUUGCAAAAUUAAGAGGUCAGAUACAUUCGGAAAGUCCAAACAACAGUUUAUACACUUUUGAUGGUGUACUUAUAAUGGACACACCUAAUGGCGCCAAGAAAGUUCGAUUAGACCCCACACAAGUAUUACUUAGGGGUGCGCAACUGAGGAACACUCAAUGGAUCUAUGGUAUCGCUGUAUUUACUGGCCAUGAAACAAAACUAAUGAGGAAUGCCAGCGCGACCCCUAUUAAAAGAACCAGCGUAGAAAAGAUGGUCAAUGUGCAAAUUAUUUUCUUGUUUGGUAUUCUGUUGACGAUGAGUGUCGCAUGUUCGCUCGGUAGCGCUAUUACGACGUUGAAAGAUGGAGACAAAUUGUCGUAUCUGGAACUCCUCUCUUCGAAUAGUAUCCUUGGGCAAUUUGGAUUCAACAUUUUGACAUUCUUGAUUCUGUUCAAUAAUUUGAUUCCCAUCAG